Epinephelus fuscoguttatus (brown-marbled grouper) is the source of this 5405-nucleotide messenger RNA. It is a transcript of the gene sprtn, whose product is annotated as SprT-like N-terminal domain. Gene Ontology annotation, cellular component: nucleus. Lineage: Eukaryota; Metazoa; Chordata; Actinopteri; Perciformes; Serranidae. Gene Ontology annotation, biological process: DNA repair. The record is from RefSeq and is a predicted model, not a curated record. Gene Ontology annotation, molecular function: polyubiquitin modification-dependent protein binding; single-stranded DNA binding; metalloendopeptidase activity. The coding region runs from base 285 to 2150 and encodes 621 amino acids. The transcript is spliced from 5 exons.
GCAGCAACGGUUGAGUUGGCGCUAGCUUGUUAUGGACUGGGAGUUAGGAGCAGCACCUUCGUCCAACAUGAUUUUAUAAAUGUUAGUGAAAUUGUGACACUAAUCCGAGUUUUUGUACAGGUAGUGUAUUUAGCAGACUGUCAUCUGGCUCCGGUGAUUCUGUCACGUGCUUGAAAGCCCUGUACAAGCUACAUUAGCUAGUUAGCUUCAAGAAGCUAAUGUAAACUGAAGCUACGUAACGUUAGCCAGCUUACAUCACCUUUUUAUCAGUGUUUAGUGUUGUAAUGGAUGAGGAUUUACUGCUCGCUAUUCAGCUACAGGAGCAGUUUAAUAAUGAAUACGAGACAUCACUUUUGUCAAACGGCUUUGAGGAUAACGGCUUUCAGCAAAGCAGCAAGAAAAGGAAAGUGGAAGUAGCUGGAGGUGGCAGUGAUGUUGUCCCCUACUGGAAGCCGACUGCCCGGCCCGAGAGGCCGCUUUCCAUCGUGGACGAGUCCUGGGAGACCCUGGAUCCCAACCCUGAUGUCAGGGCGAUGUUUCUGGAGUUCAAUGACACGUUCUUCUGGGGGAAACUCAGCGGUGUGGAGGUUAGGUGGAGCCCAAGAAUGACACUGUGUGCAGGUGUGUGUUCCUACGAGGGCCGAGGUGGACUGUGUUCAAUCAGACUUAGUGAGCCUCUCCUGAAGCUCAGACCAAGAAAAGACCUGGUGGAGACUCUUCUUCAUGAAAUGAUCCAUGCCCUGCUGUUUGUGACCCAGAACAACAGAGACCGAGACGGUCAUGGUCCUGAGUUCUGCAAACACAUGAACCGGAUCAACAAUGCUAGUGGGACGAAAAUUUCUAUCUACCACAGUUUCCACGAUGAGGUUGAUGUUUACCGGCAGCACUGGUGGAAAUGCAACGGGCCUUGCCAGAACCGCAGGCCCUACUUCGGCUUUGUUAAGAGGGCCAUGAACCGAGCUCCAUCUGCUCUGGAUCCUUGGUGGGAGGAUCACAGGAGGACAUGCGGAGGGACCUACACCAAGGUCAAGGAGCCUGAAGGAUAUGGCAAAAAAGGCAAGAAGGACAGUAAAAAGGAUGGGAAGACCUCAGAGAAGAAGACCUCAGAAAAUGGAAAGCCUUCAAGUACAACUCCAGGUUCUGGAUUACAGGACAUCAGGAACAUUAUCCCAUUCAGUGGCAAAGGCUUCCUACUCGGAGGGAAGUCACAGCCCUCCACGUCGUCUUCCCCAUCUCUCACACCUAUAGUGCCUUCCUCUCCAAAGAAAUUCUUCACCCCUUCAUCUCCAGCUAAAAGUCUCAAUUCUCCUGUUCGCCCCAGCCUGGGUAACAAAGGAAUCUCUAGCUCUUUUCCCUCCAUCAAACCAGGUAUCUCCACAGGGCAGAAACCACCUAUAAAGAGGUCUGUUGGUAACACAAGAGCUUUUGUCAACAUCAACGGCUCGCCAGUGAGAAUCUCCAAACCCCACAGCAGCAGCAGCAGCAGCAGCAGCAGCCAAGAAGCAGAUAAAAUCAGACAGAAAUCCAUUGAAGAACUCUUCAAAAGCACAAGUCAGUCUUCCACCUCCAACAUAGAAACUAAAAGAGAUUCACUGACAUCAUGCAACAGUACAGGGACUGCUACCUCUGCAUCUUCCAUCUUUUCUAAACAACAAACUACCCAUUCAGCUUCCUCUCCCAGAACAUCUAAGCCUAGUCCCAGUAAACCUAGCCAUUCUGUAGUUUCACCAAAAACCAAAGGCAGCCCUGCUAAACCAACACAGUCCAAGUAUUUCAAUCAUUCCAGUAGUGACAGUACAUCAGGAGCUGCCGGUGCCGCUCAGGCAUCGAGGAAGAGGCCGUGGGACGACAGCAGAAGCUCCUCCAGCAUCUUCGACUUCUUCCAGAAGACAUUAGGCAGCAGUUCAGCAGCACCGAGGGAAUUGGUUAAGACAAAAACACCUGCAAUGCAGCAAAGGAUUGCCACUGCCACCACCACCUCCUCCUCAUCCGCCUCUACUUCCUCCCUCCAUUCCUCUGCAGGGAUGCAGAGUUUUAUCCCAUCUAUUUCCUCGUCUUCCUCUUCUGCACUGAUGGUCAGCUGUCCUGUGUGCCAAGCAAAGGUGCAGGAGUCAAAGAUCAACCAGCAUCUCGACUCUUGCCUUUCUUAACCGAGAAGGAGCAGAUGAACAGUGAACGAGACGAUGCAAUAAAACCAUUUUUAAAGGAAUACCUCACCCACAAAAUGACAUGUUGUAUGUCAGUUUAUUCGGCACGUGUUACGUUGUAAAGAAAAGUUUUUCUCGCGUGCCUUGGCGAUGAACGAAGAAUCCAAAAAACAGCGGACAGUCUUGAUGCACUGAAGUUAAGGGGAACUGGGUUUAACAACAGCAAAACUAUAUCAAAAUAUCUCUUUAAAAAGUAUCACGCAAGUAUCAACAAUUUAAAACACUUUGGCAUUGCUGUGGCACACAUGGGUAGCUCAGAAUGCAUGUUUUGGGAAGUACUGAGCAUUCGACUGGAUAAACAAGACUUGGAUUAUACUGCAUGAGAUGUUUUGAUGUAGUUUUGCUGUUUUUUAUUGUGGUCACCCUUUAAUUAAUCAGAAAUUCCGGCUUAGGGCCUGAUACACCCAGCUGACACCUCGUCAUCACUGAGCAUCUGUCAACCUAGAUUUUGCUGUGUGUCACGUUAGCACUAGUUGGCCCUUAUCAGCUGAUUCGGCAUGUUGAAUUGCCGUUAGAGCCGGCAAAGCCCGUCAGCAAAUUAAAUCACAUUUGAUUGGCAGUUCAGCUCAAAAAACGAAAGUGAGGAAAGUAAACAAAGAGCUGAAGUCCAGAUGGAGUGAGACAAAACCCAAGUUGUUACAUGAGGUCAGAUUAUUUUUAUUUUUCCACUGAGCUAACCUAACCCCAACAUCAGGUUGUGUUGGUUAUGUGCAAACUGGCUAACUAGCGUCUUGAAUCCGUCCUCUCUGUCUUCCUAUUAUAUUUUGAUCAGUAUCAUCAAAAAUGUUUGCCUUUUUGUGGAUUCUACGUUCACCGUGGAGGCAUGAAAGAAGAGUUUUCAUCACAAAUUGAUGUACAAACAAGCAAUUUAUGGGUAAAUUACUCCUUUAAAAUGUCUAGAAAAGUUUCAGGGAGUUUGCUGUGUUGACUUUUAGUGAUUUCAUCUGAACUAAAUCUGCUUUUGCAUUUCUCAACAAAGAGAUUUGAAAAUAAGGUUCGACUCUGUUUUUAUAGUAGGAGUGGAUUGUUUUCUCUGUGGUUACCUCACUGUGAUAAUGACAGCUCUUCUCUUACAAGUGCCUGUCUAACACUUUGUGCCUUCAGGGCGGGACUUAACAGAUGAUGUAAGUUAUUUGACUUUUACUUGAAUUGAUAAUGUUUUUCUUAUUAGGUAGGAAAAACAAAAUGUCAGUGAAUUCCCUCUGGUGGCGAGCACCAGAAACUGAAGCAUUUUUGUUUUGAAUAUUUUAAGGAUGGUAUUUAUUUGUUACUUUCUAUCAUACUGAUCAGUUCUGUGAAAAUAUCUCCACUUGUUUCACUGUAAGGCUUCCUGCAACCUGCAUGUCUGUGAUCACAGCUAUAAUAUCAGUCUUGCAGUGAAGCAAUUGCUGAGAGCUGACAGUAUGAUUUUGGUUUGAAUCCUGAAGCUGCUGUGUUGUGUGUAGAAGGUCAUUCUUGCCUCCUCUGGGGGCGGAUGUGUUGGCUCGUUCCUAGAGUCUUAUGUAUCCACCUCACAUCUGCAUCUGCUGCCCUUCAGACAGCAGGAGACAUUGGCUGACCUCUGCUGAUCUGUGGGAAUCACAUUUCAAGCUCGUCAGCUAUUUAUUUCUGCUCAUCUUUACAUUUACACCGCACCCGUCUGCAGGGUCAGGCAGUGCACAGGUAUGAUCGUGCCUACUGAGUAGUAUAAAAACUGAUGAUUUUGUUGACAUUUUUGUAUUUUUAAGGGUGCUUAGAGUUAAAAAUCCAAAUUUCACUGCUACAAGAUGAGAAUUUUAUGUCUGUAUGUUCCACUUUAUGUGUUAUGUUCGUUGAUUAGGAUAAAUAUGUUGGAUUUUGUGGCCAAAUAAAACAUUUUACUGUUCUAUUAUCUGAAUAAUGUGUAUGUGGCUAGUGAAUUAUAAUUGGUCAUGACAUUUAAUGAUAAAAAACUGCUAAAAUGAUAAAUGACCACAACACUUAAUGAAUCUGUACAUCAUCUGUACAUCAAUAAAACAAGACCACAGUGAGCGCCCAGCUGUUCACAGUGAAAGGAGUCGCUCUUGAGACAGGGAGAGGUUAAGGCAGACAGAGAGUGGGUGUGACAGAGCUGGUGGGCGAGCAGAAAGAGGGGAGGAGGGGGAGGGCAGAGGUCAGACAGGAGGAGGCCAGCUGCUGAUCAGGACUACACCCUCCUGUCCCGUCCCCGCAGGACAGGCUGGAGCGAAGCCAGGGGCAGUGACAAAGCCUGUCGGAAUACACCCAUCCCAUUGCAAUUACCACAGUCUGCUGCUGCAGGAAUCUUUGAUGACCAUCUGGUUGCGCAUGCUUCACAUUUUGAGGUGGAGAAUAGAUCCGGGAGAGACAGCAAGAGUUGUUAUAGGUACAAUAUUGUGACAUUGAAACAAAGAAAGGGGUUCUUGUAAGCACAAUAAGUCAUAUUUUGGACCCUUUUCCCAAACCAGAUAAAGUUAAGUCGAGUUUUUGGUCCUGCACAUCUGUUAAUAUGACUUUAUGGUGCUGAGGAAGUAUGCAUUAAGAUUCUACUUAAAGGGACAGUUCCUCCCAAAAAUAAAAAAAAAACAUAUUUUUCCUCUUACCUGUAGUGUCACUUAUUAAUCUAGAUUGUCUUAGUGUGGGUUGCAGAGUAUUGGAGAUAUCGGCUGUAGGGAUGUCUGCCUUCUCUCCAAUAUAAUGGAACUAGAUGGUGCUCGGCUUGUGGUGCUCAAAGCACCAAAAAAAAUAAAUUUCAUAAAACUCUCAGCAAUGUCUCUUUCCAGAAAUCAUGACCCAGUUACUCAAGAUAGUCCACAGACCUCGUUGAGAGCAGUUUCAUGUAGGAACUAUUUUCUUUCUACCAAACUACACCCGCAGAAGGAAGUGUACAGUUACUGCUAGCGCCCCUAGCACCACUGAGCUAGCUAACGUUACAGCUCAGCCGAGGAGGAUGCCAUUAAUGUUUGCAUCUCACACUGUCACGAGCAUGAGCCUCUCGUCCGUGAGUAGAUGCACACUUCCUUCUGAUACAGUAAAUAGCACUACAGGUAGAGGAAAAAUAUGUUGAAGUAAGCAGAACUCCCUCUGCAAGGCCAGUCUCAAGGAUCAGGUGCUGGUCAGCCGCAGGAACAUUAAGUAGAUUAUCUUGUUUUUUUCUGUUCAUCAUUUUGCAACUACAUAAUAAAUUACAAAUGGAAACUAUUUAAUAUCGCACAUCUUACA